ACCUGGGGCUGUCGGGGCAGCCAGAUCGCGGCGGGACCGGGGCGCUUGCCCUCGGAGGUGGAAGAGGGGGCCCGAACGCGAGGAGCCCCGCAGCCGUCUCAGAGCGUGGCCGUCCCGCGCCUGUUUGAGGCGGAGGAUGCGGGAGCGCAUCUGGGCGCCACCGCCGCCGCCGCUGUUGCUGCUGCUACUGCUGCCGCUGCCUCUGUGGGGCGGCCCCCCGGACAGCGGGCGCGGGCGCGGGGAGCUGGAGCCCGAGCGCGGGCCUCUGCAGCCCUUCGACCUGCUCUACGCCAGCGGCGUGGCUGCCUACUACAGCGGGGACUACGAGCAGGCGGUGCGCGACUUGGAAGCGGCGCUGAGCAGCCACCGGCGCCUGCGGGAGAUCCGCACGCGCUGUACCCGCCACUGCGCCGCGCGCCGCCCGCUCGCGCCCCCCGGGACCGGCCCCGGGGCCGAGCUGCCCUUCUUCAGAGCGCUGCUGGAACGGGCGCGCUGCUACCGCAGCUGCGAGACCCAGCGCCUCGGGGGACCCGCGUCCCGCCACCGCGUCAGCGAGGAUGUGCGCAGUGACUUCCAGCGCAGAGUGCCCUACAACUACCUGCAGCGGGCCUACAUCAAGCUUAACCAGCUGGACAAGGCAAUGGAAGCAGCCCACACAUUUUUCAUGGCCAACCCCGAACAUAUGGAAAUGCAGCAGAACAUUGAAAAUUAUAGGAUGAUGGCUGGUGCUGAAGCAUUCCAGAUGACAGACCAGGAAGCCAAAGCACACCUGGAGAGCUACAGUGCAGCAGUUAAACAUUAUGAGGCCGAUGAUUUUGAGGUAGCUAUCAAGUACUUUGAACAAGCCCUGCGAGAAUAUUUCAAUGAAGAUGCAGAGUGCCGCACCCUGUGUGAGGGGCCUCAGAGAUUUGAAGAGUAUGAGUAUUUAGGGUACAAAGCUGGUCUCUAUGAAGCCAUUGCAGAUCACUACAUGCAGGUGCUGGUUUGUCAGCAUGAAUGUGUGAGGGAACUUGCCACCCGCCCUGGCCGCCUCUCACCAAUCGAAAACUUUCUUCCUCUACAUUAUGACUACCUACAGUUUGCCUACUAUCGAGUCGGUGAAUAUGUGAAAGCCUUGGAGUGUGCCAAGGCCUAUCUUCUGUUCCAUCCAGAUGAUGAGGAUGUCCUCGACAACGUAGAUUACUACGAGAGUCUGUUAGAUGACGACCUUGACCCAGAAUCUAUUGAAGCCAGAGAGGACUCAACAAUGUUUGUGAAACGUCAUAAACUUGAAUCUGAACUGAUAAAAUCAGCUGCAGAGGGCCUGGGAUUUUCGUACACUGAACCGAAUUAUUGGAUCAGAUAUGGAGGGCGACAGGAUGAGAAUCGAGUCCCUUCAGGAGUAAAUGUGGAAAGUGCAGAAGUUCAUGGAUUAUCAAUGGGAAAAAAGUCAUCACCCAAGAUAGAACGAGACCUAAGAGAGGGUGGUCCUCUGCUCUAUGAGAACAUCACAUUCGUCUACAACUCAGAGCAACUGAACGGGACUCAACGCGUUCUCCUGGAUAAUGUCCUUUCAGAAGAGCAGUGCCGGGAGCUCCACAGCGUGGCCAGUGGAAUCAUGCUUGUUGGUGAUGGAUACAGAGGAAAAACUUCACCCCAUACACCCAAUGAGAAGUUUGAAGGUGCAACAGUGCUGAAAGCACUCAAGUUUGGUUAUGAAGGCCGAGUCCCACUGAAGAGUGCCCGGCUGUUUUACGACAUCAGUGAGAAAGCUCGAAAAAUCGUAGAAUCCUAUUUCAUGCUGAAUUCAACCCUGUAUUUUUCCUAUACACACAUGGUCUGCCGUACAGCCCUGUCUGGUCAACAGGAUAGAAGAAAUGAUCUCAGUCAUCCCAUCCAUGCUGACAAUUGCCUGCUGGAUCCUGAGGCCAAUGAAUGCUGGAAAGAGCCCCCUGCUUACACAUUCCGAGACUACAGUGCCCUCCUCUAUAUGAAUGAUGACUUUGAAGGAGGAGAGUUCAUAUUUACUGAGAUGGAUGCUAAAACUGUGACUGCCUCUAUCAAACCCAAGUGCGGACGUAUGAUCAGCUUCUCGUCCGGAGGAGAGAACCCACACGGGGUGAAGGCUGUCACCAGGGGCCAGAGGUGUGCUGUGGCUCUGUGGUUUACCUUGGACCCACUUUAUAGAGAACUGGAGCGAAUACAGGCUGAUGAAGUGAUUGCAAUCCUGGAUCAAGAACAGCAAGGGAAUCAUGAACUGAAUAUCAACCCCAAAGAUGAGCUAUAAAAAUCAGAAAGAAUCUUCUAUCAAAUAUUUAUUUAAAUUGUUAAUCUUAUAAGAACCUUUUUAUUUUUGUACAGAGCCAUGGUAUAAAUUAAUAGGUUAAUAUGAGUCAGUAAAUCUCCCUUCUGUUCUUAGGGAUGGUUGCUUUGCCUCGCUCAGUCUGUCCUGGUUUUUCAUCAUUUCAUUUCUCCAAGCCCAGUCACCCCAUUCCCAGCACACACACACACACACGCUUUCUUCAUAUGCUGCAGAUCUAAAAAAGCUCAAAUAGAGAAAGGAAGGUCAUUCUUGGAGACAGUACAACACUCCUGCUUGUUCCCAGUCUGAGGUCAGCAUGUGAUUCGGCCUGGAGGCCUUUCUGUUUCUGUGCCUUUCAGCACUUCCUCUCCAUGAGCCUCAUCUCCCCAGAGUCAGCUCAGCUUUGGGUGUGAGGAGCCCCUGGUGGAGUCCAUACCCUAGCAGGUAUAAGAAACAUAUGGGUUCACCCAAGCUCUAGAAAGGAACCUCUCUGGUGAGGACUGUAUGGGCCAGAGGGGCCCCCAGUUCUUCCCGGGCCUCGGUGGACUGUUGGGGAUUCUAAUCCUCUUUCAUUGAAAGUUUGGUGUACCCCCCAUGGUGAUCUGGAAAGUACCUGUUCUGUGAGUUGUUUCUUUAAACCGGUCGGUCAUGUAGGGGUUGAAGAAGCAUGUUCUUUCACCCCAGUGGCUUUGCAAGAAAACCCUUAAAUUGCCAGGAUCAUGGCACCGCUGCCAGGUUGCCUGUGAGUGGUGUCCAGUGAUGAACAGGUGUGUUUGGGAUUUAAAUAAUAAAAAUGAAUUUCUGAUGCCUAUCUUCAUUUGCAUAUAUUUUGGCAACCCUUGCUCAUUGCUGCUAUCCAGCACACAGAUUCAUGCUUGUGUCUGAUUUGUGUAAUAAAAG
Lepus europaeus (European hare) is the source of this 3181-nucleotide messenger RNA. It is a transcript of the gene P3H2, whose product is annotated as prolyl 3-hydroxylase 2. NCBI's taxonomy places the organism in Eukaryota, Metazoa, Chordata, Mammalia, Lagomorpha, Leporidae. Gene Ontology annotation, cellular component: endoplasmic reticulum. Gene Ontology annotation, biological process: collagen metabolic process. Gene Ontology annotation, molecular function: protein binding; procollagen-proline 3-dioxygenase activity; L-ascorbic acid binding. The transcript has 15 exons. The record is from RefSeq and is a predicted model, not a curated record. Bases 137 to 2266 code for a protein of 709 amino acids.